Molecule: messenger RNA, 13852 nt
Organism: Loxodonta africana (African savanna elephant)
Lineage: Eukaryota; Metazoa; Chordata; Mammalia; Proboscidea; Elephantidae
Product: zinc finger and SCAN domain-containing protein 30
Exons: 3
Coding region: 9816-11291 (491 amino acids)
Biological process (GO): regulation of transcription by RNA polymerase II
Molecular function (GO): DNA-binding transcription factor activity, RNA polymerase II-specific; RNA polymerase II cis-regulatory region sequence-specific DNA binding
Source: RefSeq, a predicted model, not a curated record
UCCUUGAGAUAAAUCAAUCUCUUUCUAUAUAUAUCCUUCAUUUGUUUUGCUUCUCUAGAGAACCCAGCCUAAGUGUGGUUUUAGAGAAACAAAAUCAUUAAGAUGAGUUUUCUACAUUGGUUCUGAAGUCUGACUAGUCUUAAAGGCACUGAUGACUCUGCCUCCAGUAGUAAAAAGGGUGCUGCUAAUCCAUGGCAUGAGGUGGUAGUAUUAAUACACAAAAUAUCACCACCAAAAGGUCAGGUAUUGGUGAUGAGUAAGGCUCUGGGUAAUUGUGUGUUUGAUACUUUUCUACAAUUUUUUCAGAAUGAGAAGUAUAGGGAAGCUUGUUGGUUGGUCCUACUUUCUCUAGACAAAGUGGUGAAAGAAAGAUGAGCUCAGGGCUUCAGAGUCACGGUUCAAGCACCACAUAAAAGACUUCAAAGUUGCCAUUUGUGCCCUGAAAGAAAACCUUAUUUUUUAUAAGAACAGGGCUGAUAUUGCAGAAAACCAAACCCAGCAUCUUAUUGUAAGAGUGGAUAAAUUACAAUGCCAGUUGAAUUUCCAACCUCCAAUGGUGCCUGAAGUUAAAGUGAAGGCAUCGAUUAGGAAGAAAUGUGGUCCUGAAACUUGGGAUGAGGUUAUAUGGGCAGAUAAUCAGGAAGCUGGUACACUAAGUCCCUAAAUUUCAUUGAAUAACUCCUGCGAACAGAACUAGCCCUCUUACUCCCAUCUGAAGAGAUCACUAAAUCUCUGUCUGCUAAGCCACCCUCCCCAGUAAAACCAUUGUCCCCUUCACCCCAAUCUGAAGAGAUUAACUGAGCUGCACCUGAAGGGUCUUUUUCUGAGAUACCACCUGGAAUGGUACUUGCGGCAUUACCUGGGGUAUCACCUGAGGCAGAUGCCUUACAAGCCAUUGCUGAAUGUUCCCAGGACCCACUCCCACCACCCAUUUUUGCAUCUAGACCUAUAACUAGACUUAAGUCUCAGUGAGCCCCAAAAGGUGAAGUACAAAGUGUGACCCAGGAGGAUGCAUACUCAACUCCAAAAGAACUGCUUGAUUUUUCUAAUAUGUACAAACAGAAACCUGGGGAAUGUGUGGGAAUGGCUAUUAAGGGUGUUGGAUAAUGGUACAAGGAACAUAAAGUUGAAUCAGCCUGAUUUUAUUGAUACGGGCCCACUAAAUACAGAUUCUUCAUUCAGUGUUUUAGCUCGAUAGGUUAGAAAAGGAUCUAAUGGUGUAUUUGGUUGGUUCUCUGAAGCACGGAUUACACAGUGGCCUAUACUAAAUCAAACUGAAGUACCAGACCUGUGUUGGUAUACCGUAGAAGGUAUCCAGAGGCUUAGGGAAAUUGGCAUGUUAGAGUGAAUUUAUUGGGGUAGACCCACAGACCCACACAUGGAGUGCCCAGAGGACACACCAUUUACCACAACUGUGAGAAACAAAUAUGUGAAGGGAGCCUCAGCAUUCUUGAAGACUGCCAUGCUUGCUUUUUCAUGUAAGUCAUAUUUCACAGUUGGAACUGCCCUAACUGAAUUUAAACACUGUCUCAGUUGUCUAGUGGUGCUAUAACAGAAAUACCAUAAGUGGAUGGAAUUAACAAAGAGAAAUUUAUUCUCUCACAGCUAGAAGUUCAAAUUCAGGGUGCCAGCUCCACAGGAGGGCUUUCUCUCUCUGUCAGCUCUGGGGGAAGUCCCUCGUCAUCACUCUUCUCGGUUGAUGAGCUUCUCAGCAUGAGGACCUCAGGUCCAAAGGAUGAGCUAUUCUGGUGCUUUUUUUCUUGUUGGUAUGAGGUCCUCUCCUCCCCGCCCAUCCUGCGAGCAAGCAGCCUGAUUUCUUACCUGCUGAUCUUGGAUCCAUCAGCCUCCAUGACCCAUCUUUCUGCUUGCCUCUCUCAUUUAUAUCUCAGAAGAGAUUGACUUAAGACACACCCUAAUCUUGUAGAUUGAGUCCUGCCUCAUUAAUAUAACUGUCAAUAAUCCCACCUCAUUAACAUCAUAGUGGUAAGAUUUGCAACACAUAGGAAAAUCACAUCAGAUGACAAAAUGGUGGACAAUCACACAAUACUGGGAAUCAUGGAGUAGCCAAGUUGACACACAUUUUGGGGGGGACACAGUUCAAUCCAUUAUAUUCCAUCUGUUGGCCCCCCAAAAUUCAUGUCCUUGCCGCAUGUAGGACACAUUCAUGCCAUCAUAUCAUACCAAAAGCCUUAAAUGAACUCCAGGAGCAAAAUCCAAAAAUUCCUCUUCAUCUGUGAAAUCUAGAAUGGAAGUUAUCUGCUUCCAAAGUACAAUGGUGGAACAGGCACAAGGUAGACAUUUCCAUUACAAAUGGGAGAAAUUGGAAGGAAAGAAGGCAUCGCAGGCAAGUCAGCAGCACACAUUACAUUAGCCUUCAAGGCUUGAAAAUAAUCCUCUGUUCUCUGAGACUAUUUAGACAAUGGCCCUGCCCUCCAGACUCUGGGUUUUGGCCACACUCUCUGGAUUCUGAGUGAAGAGCCCUCAGCCUUUGGCUUCAGCUCUGCCUUCCAGGCCCACUGGGAUGGGAACUCUGCUCCCUUGGUUUUGGGUGGCCCCAUUCUCCUAGUUCAUCUGAGUGGCUGGUCCACACUUUGAGACCCCAGGAGUCAUAGCCAUACCCUUUGAAACUGAUGCAGUUCUUCCUGUGUUCCUUGUCUCCUCAGCUUCUGAUCCCUGGUUCCUUGGCCUCUGGGUCCUGCAGGCCUCUCUGCCCACAUCUGCCCUGCUGGGGCAAGUAUUCUAAAGCUCUGUAGCUCCACUGAUAAGUGCACAGAGGCACCCCACUCCACCAGUAAACUUCAGCCAGAAGGCACUCAGCUUUCUUGCUCAGUGGGUAGGCAAGCCUAGCUCCAUCAAUGAGUGCAUGGAGGCAUCCGACUCUGCCAGCAAGCCUUCUGUGCCAAGGCACUCAGCCCUCUGGCUCCGUGGGUCGGCUCCAGUGCUGUCUCAUUCUGGUCUCCUGGUUCUGCUUCUGCCAUUUCUUUGCUGCUGCUGUUUCCCUGUUGCUGCUUUUCUCCAUCUGAGCCAUCUCCAGUGUCAGAGCUCUCCUCACUUCCGAGUCCUGACUAAAAUUGUCUUUGACAUCCAUAAUUCCACCAACAGUCUCUUCAAGGCAAUCUAGGCUUUUACUGUUUGGCAUUUUAAAACUCUUCCAGCCUCUAUCCACUCACAGUUUCAAAACUGCCUCCACAUUGUAGGUGUCUGUUAGAACAGAACCCCACUCCUGGUACCAAAUUCUUUCUUAGUCAUCUAGUGCUGCUAUAACAGAAAUACCACAAGUGGAUGGCUUUAACAAACAGAAAUUUAUUCACUCACAGUCUAGGUGGCUAGAAGUCCGAAUCAAGGGUGCCAGCUCUAGGGUAAGGCUUUCUCUCUCAGUUCUGGGGGAAGGUCCUUGUCAUCAGUCUUCCCUGGCCUUAGUCAUCUAAUUUUGCUAUAGAGAAAUGCCACAAGUUUAUGGCUUUAACAAAGAGAAAUUUAUUCUUUCAUAGUCUAGUAGGCUAGACAUCCAAAUUCAGGGUGCCAGCUCCAAGGGAGGGCUUUCUCUCCCUGUUGGCUCUGGGGGAAGGUCCAUGUCAUCAGUCUUCCCUGGUUGAGGAGCUUCUCAGUGCAGGGACCCUGGGUCCAAAGGGCGUGCUGUUCUCCUGGCACUUCUUUCUUGGUGGUAUGACAUCUCCCUCACCCCAUCUCUCUGCUCCCUUCUCUCAUUUGUAUCUCAAAAAAGAUUGACUUAAGAUAAAACCUAAUCUUGUAGAUUGAGUCCUGCCUCAUUAACGCCUAACUUCCACUAAUUUCACCUCAUUAACAUCAUAGAGGUAGGAUUCACAACACAUAGGAAAAUUAUAUUAGAUGACAAACGAUGGACGAUCACACAAUACUGGGAAUCAUGGACCAGCCAAAUUGAUACACAUGGUUGGGGGAGACACAAUUCAAUACAAUAACAAACACCUAACUACAAUAGGGCUGAUUGGACUCUGUGGUGGUAGGGGCCAAGUGGUGGCACUCAUUUGACAAUGACAGGCAGUAAUUAGAAUAGUCUGACACAUGUGAACUUAUGGCACUGGCUACUUAGUUUUGGUGUCCCUAGGAGUGAAAUAGAUGAGAAAUCUACUAAAUAUUUACUUGAUCUAUACAAGUGAAAGAAUUCUUGGUCAAGUGAAGAGCAGUCUAACUUGAAUCGCCAGAAUAGAAAGAGUCAUGGCCCCUCAAUCAGUUCCCAGACUUGAGGCAGUUUACAGACCCACAAUCCCUUGAAAGAAGGGAAGGCUGAGUCACGUUGAGGAAGGACCCCACUGCACUGACAAAAAUUUGUACUGUUAUCCUUUCUUCCAACCUUUCCCAAAGGGAUCUACGGCCUUUUACUAGAGUGACUAUUCACUGGUGAAAAGGAUAUAAUCAGACUUUUGGGGAUUAUUGGAUACUGGCUCUGAAUUGACAGUAAUUCUAGGAGAACUAAAAUGUCACUGUGACCCACCAGUCAGAGGGGGGGCAUAUGGAGGUCAGGUUAUUAAUGGAAUCUUAGCUUAGGCUCAUCUCAAAGUAAAUCCAGUGGAUCCCUGAACCUAUCCUGUAGUGAUUUCCCUCGUUUCAGAGUGCAUAAUAGAUAUACUCAGCAACUGGCAGAACCCGCAUAUUGGAUCUCUGACAAGUGGAGUAGGGCUAUUAUGGUAGGAAAAGCCAAGUGGAAGCCAUUAAGAUAGCCCCCUUCAUAGGAAAUGAGUAAACCCAAAGCAAUACCACAUUCCUGGAGGGAUUGGAGAGAUUACUGCCACCAUGAAGGACUUGAAGGAUGCAGGGAGGCUGAUUCCCACCACAUUCCCAUUCAACUUGCCUAUUUGGCCUGUGCAAAAAACAGAUGGAUCUUGGAGAACGACAGUGGAUUAUCAAAAACUUAACCAGGUGGUGACUCCAGUUGCUGCUGCUGUUCCAGAUCUGGUUUCUUUGCUUGAGCAAAUUAAUAAAUCUCCUGGCACCUGGUGUGCAGCUGUUUAUCUGGGUAAUGCCUUUUCCUUCAUUCCAGUUUCAAAAGAACAGCAGAAGGAGUUUGCCUUCAGCUGGCAAAGCCAGCAAGACACCUUCCCUCCCCUUGAGUAUGACUUGCUUCUGACAAUUAGAAUAAAUCAAAGGUAAUAGGAUGUUACUCCCUUCAUUAGGUUUCCUAAUAUGGCAAACGUGAUGGAAUGUCAUGCCUAUGAUUACAUGUAUAUAUAAGAUUCUAUCUUAGAAGACCAAAGAGAAAAAAUCUCCUAGCCAUGAAAAAGUAAGCUGCCAUGUUGUGAGAGAAUUUGUGAUGGAGCUAUAUGACAAAGAACUGCAUGUGACCUAUAGGAUUUCAGGGCCUCAGACCUAGAAUUGCAAGAAACUUAAUUCUGCCCAGCAACCGUGUAAGCAUGGAAGAGGACUUCAAGCUCCAACCCUGAUUGUAGCCUUGUGAGACCCUGAGCAGAGGGCCCAACUAAUAUGUGACUAGAUUCCUGACCUACAGAAACUGGGAGAUAACAGGUAUCUGUUGGUUUAAGCCACUAUGUUUGUGGUAAUUUAUUAUGCAGCACAGGAAACUAACAGAGAUUUUAGUACCAAGAGUACAGUCCUGUUGUAUUAAAUAUCUAAAGAUGUGGAAUUGGCUUUGGAAAGAGGCAACAGGCAGAAGCUGGAAGGAUGUCGAGGAGCAUGAUCAUGAAAGCCUAAGUCACCUUGAACAAAUUGUUACUAAGAGUCUGGACUUUAAGGAUGCUACCAGUGGGGGCUCAGAAGGAAGUAACCUUAACACAUGAGAAAAAGAAGAUCAAACUAAACCUAAAGCAAAGAAAAACAAGGAAAUAAUAAAUAUUAGAGUGGAAAUUAAUGAAAUAGAGACUAGAAAAACAAUAGAGAAAAUCAACAAACUCAAAGUUGGCUCUUUGAAAACAUCAAGUGAAAUUGACAAAUAAGCUAGAGAGAAAGAGAAAAUUCAAAUUAAUUAAAUCAGGUAUGAAGGAGAAGACAUUACUACUAGGAAAAAUUUGUAUACCUAGAUGAAACAAAUUUCUAGAAAGACACAAACUACCAAAACUGACUCAAGAGGAAAUAAGAAAUCUGAAUAGACCUAUAAUAGAUAAAGAGAUUUAGUUAGUAAUCAAAAAACUACCCACAAAGAAAAGUCCAGACCCAUAAGACUUUCCUGGUGAACUCUACCAAAAAUGUAAAGAAGUAACACAAUUCCUCACAAAUCCUUCCAAGAAAUAAAAGGGGGAGGGAACACUUCCCAACUCGUUCUAGGAGGCCAGCAUUGUGCGGAUACCAAAACCAGGCAAAGACAUCACAACAAAAGAAAACUAUAGCCCUUAUCUUCAGUAAAAUACUAGAAAACAAAAUCUAGCAACGUAUAAAAAGAAUUAUACAUCAUGACCAAGUAAGGCUUAUCCCAAGAAUAUAAAAUUGGUUUAACAUCAGAAAUUGAAGUUAAAAAAUCAGUCAAGUCCAUACCAAGAGAAUAAAGAUCAAAAACCACUGGAUCACUUCAAUACAUGUAGAAAAAGCAUUUGACAAAAUGCAACACCGCUUCAUGAUAAAAACACUUAACAAACUAAGGAGUAGAAAGGCAUUUCUUCAACGUGGUAAGGGGCAUCUCUAUGAGAAACCCACAACUAACACGUAUUUAAUAAUGAAAGACUCAUGUUUUUCCAAUAAGAUCAGGGAGAGGAAAGGCUGUCUCCUCUCACUGAUUCUAUUCAUUAUUGUACUAGAGGUUCUAGACAGGGCAGUUAGGAAAGGGGGAAAAAAGCAUCCAGAUUAGAAAGGAAAACGUAUCUUAAUUUGCAGAAAACAUGAUCCUGUAUAUUAAAUCCUAAGGAAUACACUAAGAACUAUUAGAAUUAAUAAAGUACUUCAUCAAGAUUGCAAGAUAGAUCAACGUACAAAAUUAGCUGUAUUUUUAUAUACUAGUAAUGAACAAUCUGAAAGUGAAAUUAAUUUCAUUUAUCAUAGCAUCAAAAAGAAUAAAAUAUUUAGGAAUAAAUUUAACAAAAUAAGUAUAAGAUUUGUACAUGGAAACUAGAAAACAAUGUUGUAAGAAAUAUAAAAAAGAUAUAAAUAAAUGGAAGGACAUCCCACAUUCACAGAUUGGAAUACUUAAUAUUGUUAAGAUGGUAAUACUGUCCAAAGUGGUCUACAGAUUCAUCUCAGUCCCUAUCAAAAUCUCAGCUGAUGUCUUUGCAGAAUUGACAAGCAGAUCCUAAAAUUCAUAUGGAAAUGCAGGAGACUUAGAAUAGUUACAACAAUCUUGAUAAAAAAUAAUAAAGUUAGAGAACUCACACUUCUCAAUUUCAAAACUUAUUAUAAAGGAACAGUAACCAGUCUGGUAAUGACAUAAGCGUAGGCAUAUACAUCAAUGAAAUCGAAUUGAGAAUCCAAAAUAAACCCUGACAUUUACAGUCAAUUAAUUUUUGACAAAGAAUUCAAAGGAGGAGAACAUAGUCUUUUCAAAUGAUGCUGGGACAAUUGAAUAUUCACAUGCAAAGUAAUGAAAUUGGACUCCAUUCUCACCAUAAAAAAAAAUUAACUCAAAAUAGGUCAUAAAUUGAAAUCUAAGAGCUAAAAAUAUGAAACUUUUAGAAGAAAAUAUGGAAGUCUUAGAAAUGAUACCAAAAGCAUGAACAAUAACAAAAAAAUUGAUAUAUUGGACUUCAUCAAAAUUAAAAACGUUUGCGCAUCAAAGGAUAUUAUCAAGAAAGUGAAAAGACAACGGACAGUCCUGGCUUACAUCGGAAUCACCGUGGAUUUAUUGGGGCCCCACCCAAGGAGAUUCUCAGUCAGUCCUGCGAUCUGUGCCCCAUGGCUGAUUCUGAGGUGUAGCCAGGGGCGAUAACUGCCACUUUGGCUGCCAUAAACCACCUGCAGCCUCCUCAGUGGGCCACGUCCUCUCAUGCCCACUGUUCCUUUUGCCAGAAUGACCUUCGUUUGCUUGACUCCUAUCAAACUCUGCUGAGAUGUCGUCUUCUCCAGGCAGCUGUCCCUGGCAUUCCUUCCCACCCGCUUUCCAAGGUCUUGGUCAGUCAUCUUUCCUGUGUGCUGCCUGGGGCUCUUCUGCUUACCUCCCUCUUUCAAUUUAUACACUGUGUUUGUCAGUUUACUUGUCACUUUCCCAUACUAAGCUAAGUCUUUGAGGACAAACCUUUCAAUCCUGAGAGUACUGGUUAUCAUACUCUCUUAAAAAAAAAAAAACCCGUUGACAUCGAGUUGAUUCUUACUCAUAGCAACCCUACAGUAUACAUAGCAAGUGCUCAAGCGUUUAUUGAAAGAAUGGAUGUAGGAAUCCAUUCCUGUUUUCUUUAUGCUGUCUCAGAUCCUUAUGACUUAAGAGGCAGGAAUAAUUUUUCCUUAUUUUUAUGUUUACCCUGACCAUUCUUCAUGACCUUUCCUAACAUUUUCACCAUAAUUCCUAAUAUAGAGUAUCAGCCAACACUGUCCUGGACAUUAACCCAUUGUAACCCUUGGUUCAGUUCUUGACUUUGCUAUUUACCAGUUUGAGGCCUUGGGAAAAUUACUUAACUUUCAAGAACCUCAGUUUCCUCAUCUGUAAAAUGGGAAUGAUAAUAAUAGUUACCUCAUAACGUUAUUGUCAGGCCCAAUAAAAUAGUAUUUGUAAAGUGAUUGGCCCAUAUAGGAAACGCUGGUGGCACAGUGGUUAAGAGCUGUGACUGCUAACCAAAAGGUCAGCAGUUCGAAUCCACCGGGCACUCCUUGGAAACCCUAUGUGGCAGUUCUACCCUGUCCUGUAGGGUUGCCAUGAAUUGGAAUUGACUCAAGGCAAUGGGUCAAUGGGUUUUGGCCCAUAUUGUUGUUUAUUGAGUGCUAGUUCCCUUCUUUUGGGAGGCCCCAUGACAUAAUCAAAACGAAAGCCAAACCCAUUGCUGUUGAGUCUAUUCCGACUCCUAGUGACCCUAUAGGACAGAGUAGAAUUGCCCCAGAGGGUUUCCAAGGAGCAGCUGGUGGAUUCAAACCACUGACCUUUUGGUUAGCAGCCAAGCUCUUAACCACUGCACCACCAGGGGUCUGUCUCAUGGUGUAGUAGAAUGAGCUAAAUCCUAUGGUUGCAAAGCCCACUUCCGCUGCUUUGUUGUUGUUGUUAGGUGCCGUCAAGUUGGUUCCAACUCAUAGUGACACUAUAGGACAGAGUGGAACUGCACCAUAGGAUUUCCAGUGAGUGGCUGGUGGAUUUGAACUGCCGACCUUCUGGUUAGCAGCCAAGCUCAUAACCACUAUGCCACUGGCUGUGUAUUUGGUCAGCUUAUGAAUCUUAGCAGCCUCAUUUAGAAAAUAAGCAUAAUAUUGAUUGUCCUUAUAGAGUCGUUGGGAAAAUUAGAUAAAAUUUAUGUUAAGUAUCCAGCUAAUGCUUGGCAUCUAGUAGGUGUGCAAUAAAAUGGUAGUUGUUAUUACUCUGAGGAGUAAUAUUAUACUACAGUGUUUUUCCUGUUUUCCAUGAUCCACAGACACUACUUAAUUGUCCCUAAUAUUAUUACUGAAGGUCAAAUGAUUUUGGCUAUUCUUAAAUUUUCUAUUUUACUUUCUGAAAAAAUCCUGAGUCACUUGUAAAUAUACCCAUUAUAUGGAAGCUCUCUUUUGAUCGGAUUUCUUACCAGUGCUACCCUCUCUGGCACCUGGCUUUCAGAAACCUGGGUUUAUAUUCUGAGCACAUUUUUUUUCCUGUGUAACAUUAGUACUGUACAACUCAGAAGCUCCCUGAAGAAUUGAAGUUCAAAGGAAUCUUUGAGACACAGACCUCCUUCCCUUCCCUGCCUCAACCACGGAGCCUUUUCAGACUGCCUCUUCCCAGAAUGUCAGGAGAGUUCACCGCCUUGGCCUGCCAUGUUCCAAAAGAACAAGAAGGACUUAUAAUUGUGAAGGUUGAAGAAGAAAAUUAUGUUUGGGGACAGGAGUUUGGUCUUCAGGGAAGCCCCCAUAGCCAGGAAAUCUUCCGUCAGCAGUUUAGGCAGUUUGGGUACUCUGACUCCUCUGGGCCCCGGGAGGCUCUGAGCCGACUCCGGGAACUUUGCCACCAGUGGCUGAGGCCAGAGACACACUCCAAGGAGCAGAUUCUGGAGCUGCUGGUGCUGGAGCAGUUCCUGGCCAUCCUGCCUGAGGAGCUGAAGGCCUGGGUGCGAGACCAUCGACCGGAAAGUGGAGAGGAAGCCGUGACUAUGCUAGAGGAGCUGGAGAAAGAACUUGAUGAACCAAGGCUACAGGAUACAGCUCAUAGCCAGGAAAUGAUCUGGAAGGAAAUGACAUCUGUGGGAGCACUGAAGUCUCUGAGUAGCCAACUCCAGCCCUUGGAAAACCAGUGCAAGAAUGAAACUCAUGAGUCACAGACUUUCCAUGAGAGAGAUGACAAGAUGGUGGCUGACAGAAUGUUAACUGCAAAGCAGGAAAUUAUUGAAUAUGUUACAUCAGCAGCCUUGAUAUCCCCAGGAGGACUACCUGGGAAAACUCCUUCGGGACAGAUAGUUGAAGAUACUUUAGGAGGUCCAGACAACUUCGAGAAACAAACAGGAAAUGCUACAAGGAACAAACUGGGUCAGCUCCCUUCCCAGGAAACACAUUUCAGUCUGGCAACUUUCAACAAGAAAAUCCCCACAAAAGAGACUGUUCUUGAAUGUAAUCAAAGUGAAGGAAAUAUCAAUCUGAACUCAAAUGUUAUUACACAACAAAGAAUUCACACUGGGAAAAAGCUCUAUAAGUGCUUUGAUUGUGGGAAAGCCUUCUUCCAGAACUCAAAGCUGAUUAGGCAUCAGAGAAGUCAUACUGGUGAGAGACCAUAUGCAUGUAAAGAAUGUGGCAAAGCCUUUAGUUUGAGCUCAGACCUUGUUAGACAUAAGAGAAUUCAUAGUGGUGAAAAACCAUAUGAAUGUUGUGAAUGUGGAAAAGCUUUCAGGGGCAGCUCAGAGCUCAUUAGGCAUCGGAGAAUUCACACUGGAGAGAAACCUUACAAAUGUGAAUGUGGGAAAGCCUUCAGCCGGAGAUCAGCCCUUAUUCAGCAUAACAAAAUUCAUACUGGAGAUAAAGGCUAUGAAUGUAAUGAGUGUGGGAAGGCUUUUGGUAGAAACUCUAUCCUUAUUGAUCAUCAAAGGAUUCACACUGGAGAGAAACCUUAUGAAUGUAAUGAAUGUGGUAAAUCCUUCAAUCAGAGCUCAGCCCUCACUCAGCACCAGAGGAUCCACACUGGGGAGAAGCCUUAUGAAUGCAGUGAAUGUAGGAAAACAUUUAGGCAUAGGUCAGGCCUUAUGCAACAUCAUAGAACUCACACCAGAGUUUGAAGAUGCUUUGGGAGGUCCAGACAACUUUGAGAAGGAGUUUCCUAUUGUGAAACACUAGUGAUUCACUUUGGGGAUGCCACAGAAGAUAGAAGUUUCCUGAGAGCAAGGUUUUUGUCCCUCUAGCCCUGUUCAGUACUGUAAGAGGCUAUCCACACAAAUAUGCUUUAUUGUGAUUGACUGAAGUGAUGAAUGAACAUUUUCAGCGAGGUCUUCUCCAAGAGGAUGGUAGGUAUUGGUUAGAAGCCUAACUAAUUUCUGGAUGAGAGAGCCCAUCAACCCACAUAUAACUGCUGUUGGGCACUUCUGCAGUAAGUUCAGGACUGGGGCAGAGAUGUUGAAAGUAAUCCAUGUAAGAUAGGCCAAGAGGUGAUCCCUCCAAUGGCAAGGAUCUCUUCCUGGCAGGGUCAUUUGUGCAUUUGACAGGCGGAGGUACAUGCUGAGAGUUAUUAAACGAUCUGAACUGAGGUUGUAAAAUGUUGAACUGUGCCUUGGAACAGUUUAAUAGCAUCUGAGAAAAGGUAGCUUAUUCUUCACCCUUACCUGUUCUCAGCCCUGAAUUUCCUGUUGAGGUUAAUUGAGAUCUGCUUAUUUUUUGAGUACCAGCUCUGUAGCUGGCAUUGGGGGCAGACUUGGUCAUUGACCUCCCAGACUUAAAGGCUAGUGGGAAAUACACUUAUGAAACAGGUAAUUACAGUAAAGUGGGAUAAGUGGCUUUGGUAGGAUAAAUCCAGGGUUCUGUUGAAGUACAUUGCAGAAGUACCUAAUCUGAUGUGGUGUGAUGGAUUGUUUUUAUAUGACCUUUCUUGCCAUGGUCUUGUAACUCCCACCAAAUGAUUGGGUGGGACUAUGCAAAUAAGGUGCCUGAAGUCCACUAAGGGAAUUGGACAGCUUGCUAAUAAUGGAAAUAAUUUGCAUGGCACCAUUUGGGAUGGGACUGUACAAAUAAGGUGUUAGGGAACACUAAUGAGGGGAUUGGUCAGCUUUGACAUCCUUUUAGGCUUAAAAUGAGCCAUUCCACAGGCGGAGAGGGGGGACCUCACUACCACCAAGAAGAAGACAUGGAAGCUGAGUGCAUCCUUCUGGGCUGGGGACCCUGUGCUGAGAACCUCCUAGACCCAGGAGACAGGGAGAGAGAGAACUGUAACACUGGAGACAGCACAAGAUGGCAAGAAGCAGUUGCAGAGAACUGUACAGAAAAUUGGCAGCAACAGGACCAGGAAACUGGCAAGACAGAACACAGCUUCCCGGCCCAUGGAGUAAGGCAGUUACAGUGGGUGUGCUGACUCACAGAGCAAGAGCUCCUUUGGAAAGGGGGCUUCUUGGCAGAGUGGGAUGGCUCCAAGCACUUGUCUAUGGAACAAGGCUUGUUGACCCACUGAGUGAGAGAGCUGAGACCUUCAGGUCAAGGCUAGCUACUGGAGUAUGGUGCCCCCAGGCACGUAUUGGUGUAGCUAAAGAGCUUUGUAACACUUGUCCAAGCAGGGCAGAGGCUGGGCCAGAGGCCAAAGGACCAAGAGGCCAAAGGCCAGAGAGAGGCCUGACUGUGGGCAUGGCUGAGAACAGGCUGUCCUGAUUGAAGAAUUGUAUCCUGAGUCAUCCCUGAUCCUGAAUUGUAACCUCUGCUUCCCUAAUAAACCUCAUAACUGUGAGUAUGGUCUUUGAGUUCUGUGUGGCCAUUGCAACGAAUUAUUGAAAUGAACAGAGAACUAGAGAGUGCUAUAGGAGGGACAGCUGGUGUCAGAACUGGCAAAAAGGUUGGAGGUAUGUCUGACCUCCACCUCACAGAAAUUAGUUUUGGACUGCUGAUACUGAUAACGAUUCUCUCUCCCUCCCCUUGUGAAGUCAGACGAGGAGGUCAGAUGCCCCACGCCACCAUUUUUACACCUGGUCUCUUGGCCACUACAGGCUUCCUCGAUGUGAUGACAUCUCAGUUGAGACCUAAAAGGUGGGUAGUUAGGCAAGUCAAGGGGAGAAGGAAAGAGAACAACAUUAUAGGCAGAAGUUAUUGCACAUACAAUGUCAUGAAGAUAAAGAGAAUCUGGAGAUGUCCUUUCGUCAGUGCUCUUUUCUGUGGCAGGAAUUGGUUCUCAUAGAAUUAGUGUACUCAGAAUUAGUGUGAUGGAAGACUCUGGUGUGUCAUAUGGAAAUAGGCACGUGUACACCACAGAAAGACUACAUAUUGGAGGUGAAAGGGACAGUGGGGGCUGGGAGUGUUUGGGUCCCAUGACCCUGGGGCUCAGGGAAUCAGAGGCUCACAAGAAUACAAGGAUGGGAGGUCUGCCUUCCCAGACUCCUCCAUUCUGCAUUCCCAUAUCCCCUUCCCCCCGGCCAUGAGACUAUCAGGCUCAUAGACUCUAAGUUACUUGAGGUUAAUAAAUAUUUGUCAAAUUACCCCCACAGAUUCCUCAAAACUAUAAUUGCUAAUUUUUAUUUUAGCAAUUUAAAUUAACCCACAAUUAACUGCUGAGGACAAUUAACACCUAGGAGAAAAGUUUGUUUCCUCUUCUGAGAUGUCCUCAUUUCCCUUCCAGAUAGUGUCACUUCUGAACAAGGGUUGGCAA